Histoplasma mississippiense is the source of this 1014-nucleotide messenger RNA. RefSeq lists its product with no specific name. The record is from RefSeq and is a predicted model, not a curated record. Bases 1 to 1014 code for a protein of 337 amino acids. Lineage: Eukaryota; Fungi; Ascomycota; Eurotiomycetes; Onygenales; Ajellomycetaceae. The transcript is spliced from 5 exons.
AUGGCUCCGCGUCAAGCGACACACGUGCAGAUUCGGGAGAAUGCAAGCGGAUCUCGAGGCAUCCGGAGAGAGCUCCGGAGCUGGAGAAAAUGGUUCGAGUUGCUCUCCUACAAAGAUUGUAUGAUAGCCACGGCAACCACGAUGCUCUACAAGAAAGUAAUGUCAACAAACAGAUGGCAGAACCCCUCCAAAUUUCAAUUGAAUGGCCGCAAACGCAAGCGAGUUCUACCAAUUUCACCACCACGGUGUUUACCUACACGUAAACAACGGUACCCCGAACUUGAGGAUUCGCCUGAUGAUUCAAAUCCGUCCUCAAGGCUGUCACGGACCGACGACAGACUCGCUGAACAUUGGGUGCUUCACGAAUGCGAGUGGCCUAAAGAGCUUUUAAGACCCAAUCCCAUAGAGCAAUUUUAUGCGCGACCAAAACUCCAGACGAAGUCAACUAGUUUGAACACUGCAAGUGAAACGACUUCACAAAGUACACAGAGAAACCCUUACAACCUCACAUACUACGCUACAUAUCUCGAGACAAAGGGCUGUUUUAUAUAUGACCAUGAUGGCGGUGUUGAUAGUGACAAAAGAGUUGUCUGUUCUCAAUUACUGAGUACAAAUCCGGAGCUCCCUAGUAAAACUGUGUUUGAAGUGAAGUGUGGAAACACCUUGAUAUUGCAGAUCGACAGAAUGCACACUUCAUUGCUCUCUCAUGACUGGGCGUCUUCUCAUUUUAAAAGAUUGUGCUCUGCUAUUGAUGAGCUACAGGCCGUUGACUUUGACAUGUUGCAGCAGCCGGAGACGCCACAUCAACCUGAGGUUUUACAUCAGUUGAAGCUGAGUUUCUCGAAAUCAACCGGACUUUCACAAGGUGCCGAAGGUGUUGAUAUACAGGGUUCAAGUGCUACCUCUCUAUUGAAGAAAACUGGAGCCGCUCCGCAGAAUACUCCCUCAGGUGCACCCGAAAAGAAAUCUGCAGAAGCGUUCAAAGUGCCAGGGAAAAUACGCCGAUAUUAUUAG